Mercenaria mercenaria is the source of this 2516-nucleotide messenger RNA. RefSeq lists its product as uncharacterized. The coding region runs from base 150 to 1265 and encodes 371 amino acids. The record is from RefSeq and is a predicted model, not a curated record. The transcript has 2 exons. NCBI's taxonomy places the organism in Eukaryota, Metazoa, Mollusca, Bivalvia, Venerida, Veneridae.
AUUAAUUUGUGUGUAAGAAAGUGAAAUCAUCUCAGGUGCUAAUUGAUGCAGAAACUUUGCUAAAACAUCUAAACACUAAUCCAUCUUACCACUUUGACUUGCAUCACUUUAUUUCAGCAAGCUUAUUGGUAGUCGGACCGUUCAUUCCAAUGGUACCAAAAAUGAAGCUCGUUGUUCUUCUGGGUAUAUCAGCAAUAUGUUUUGAAGCCCCUGGAGUUCUUAGCCAAGCACGAAUCGGAGGUGGAGGUCUUCCUUUCCUGAUGAUGGAUGGCGGAGGCAAUGAAUUUAUUGAUGGAGUACGUCGUAGUGGUCGAGAACGCCAUUUGACUGGUGAGAGUAGAGGAUCGUCCAUGGGAGUUGGAAGUGGUGGUGGGGUAGGAUCUCAUAUCACUGGCGGAAGUGGAGGAUCAUAUAUGGGUGGAAGAAGUGAUCUAGGUACCGAGAGUGGAAGAUUAUAUAUGGAUAGAGGAGGAAGAGGUGGAGGACUAGGAUCGCUUGUGACUGGCGAGAGUAGAAGAUCACAUAUGGGAAGAGGAAGUGGUGAUGGUGGGACAGGACCUCAUAUGGCUGGCGGGAGUGGAGGAUCAUAUAUGGAUAGUAGAGUAGGUGGCCCGUAUACCGGAAGUGGUGUAGGUGGUCAUGACGGAAGAUUUUCACCUGCAGGUUACAGCAGUGACGGCAGAUUUGGUGUUUCCGGUUUUAGAGUAGCCGGUAGUGGUCAUACAUCGGAAUCACGGUCAUCUGGUGGCCGUGGUGGCGGUGGCAGUGGAGGAAGAAGAACAGGGCGUGGACAAAGAAGACGAGGCGGACAUGGUCAAAGAGGCGGUCCGCCACGCGAAGGAUACAUAGGUGCACGAGGUGGUGAAAACUAUUUCCCUGUUCAUGGCGGUUAUUGUCCCGAGGAACCGUGCGCUGAUGGAGGUCGAUCAGCUGGUGUGGGCAAUGGUAUUGGAACGGGAACUCUAGCAUUGAUGAUGGAAAGGAUAAGAACUGGUACCAACGAAGACAUUAGAACGUAUGAAAUGGAAACCUUAGGGGGACAUGCAGGUAUGGGUGGACAUAUGGGCGGAAUGGGAGGUGGAAUGCCGGGUAUGGGUGGACAUAUGGGCGGUGGAAUGCCGGGGAUUGAUGGAUAUAUGGGCGGUGGAAUGCCGGGGAUGGGUGGACAUAUGGGAAUGUCUAGCAUUGGUGGAGGUGGAAUGUUAAGCUUGGGUGGUCCAAUGGGAGGUCGUAUGCCUGAAAUGGGUGGUCCAAUGAUCUAUUAGGUUUCAAGGUUUUCUUUAAGAUAUAUGACAAUGUUAGCAAAUAAAUUUGUAUGCGAUAAAAUUUGUGAGCAAAACCAAAAGCAUUAUUCAUGUAUUAAAAAGAAAAUACAUUUUUUGAAAGACAAAAAUAACAACGUUGACUACAACCAAACAGGUGCUUAAUUUUUAAUUUUUUAAGACAGUAUUAUGUAUAAAACUGCAUUUGCAUUACGUGCUAGUUGUGUGAGACUUCUGUUUCUUACUAUAUUCAUACGUCCUAUGACCACAUUCAAUAUUUUUAUACCCCCGAAGGUGGGCAUAUUAAAAUCGCACUGUCCGUCCGUCCGUCCGUGCGUGCGUCCGUCCGUCCGUGCGUCUCGUUAAUUCUUGUCCGGGCUGUAACUCUUUUAUCCUUCAGGGGAUUUUGAAGUUACUUGGCUUAAAUGUUCACCAUAAUGAGACAACGUGUCAUGCGCAAGACCCAGACCCGUAGCUCCAAGGUCAAGGUCACACUUAAGAGGUUAAAGGUUAUCAUGGUCUGCUUCGUGUCCAGUCCAUAACUCCAUGUCAUCCAUGAAGGGAUUUUCAAAUAACUUGGCAUAAAUGUUUACCAUAAUGAGACGACGUGUCAUGCGCAAGAUCCAGACCCCUACUUCCAAGGUCAAGGUCACACUUAGAAGUCAAAGGUUAAUAGGGUCUGUUUCGUGUCCGGUCCAUUACUCUGCCAUUCAUCAAGGAAUUUUGAAAUUUCUUGGCAUAAAUUUUCCUCAUAAUGAGACGACGUGUCAUGCGCAAGAUCCAGACCCAUAGCUCUAAGGUCAAGGUCACACUUAGAGGUUAAAGGUUAACAGGGUUUGUUGCUUGUACGGUCCACAACUCUGCCAUAGAAAAAGGGAUUUUGAAAUUACUUGGCAUAAAUGUUCCCUAUAAUGAGAUGAGGUGUCAUGCACAAGACCCAGACCCCUAGCUCCAAGGUCAAGGUCACACUGAGAAGUCAAAGGUUUUUCUUGUCUGGUUCAUAACUCUGCCAUUUAUCAGGGGAUUUGAAAAUAAUUUUAAAUAAAUGUUAACUAUAUUGAGAAUGUCUGUCUCUUAGGUCAAGGUCACGAAAUGAUUUGUGAUUUUUUACAGCUGUAUCAUUUUUGGGCAUGUUUCGGGGGCAUUUGUCACCAAUAGAGACAGCUCUUGUUAUCAAAAAAGUUUACUAAUCGUUUGCAUUUUGUUUGUCAAUGCUUUAUUUCGGACAAAUAAUAAAAACUGUGGUGAACACUU